UUUGAUAUUGACUAUUGAAAAUUAAAAAUGAAAGCAAAGCAAUGAUGCCAUAAUUUUUCUAACAAAAGAAAGCCAGCGAAAAUCAAAAAAAAAAAAAAAAAAAAAAAAAACCCACCCAACUCAACCCAACCCAACUGUUCCAGAAUACAGACUUUUUUUUUUUUGGCUUUUCCCACCUCUUCACCAAAAUUCUUUUUCUCUCUCUUCAACCUUCAUUCUCCAUCUUCUUCUUCCUUUUUUCUUCAGUAGCAGAUUCAUUUCUAGAGAGAGAAUUUUAGACAGAUAAAGUCGGCGAUCUCUGUGGAGUAGAGAGAGAAAGCUCGAUAGUGAUUAUUAAUGGCGACUUUAACAUGGCGGAAAGCUUACGGUGCCAUUAAAGACCACACCAAAGUCGGUCUUGCUACAAUUAACAGUGAUUAUAAGGAUUUGGAUGUUGCGGUUGUUAAGGCAACGAAUCAUGUCGAAUGUCCGCCAAAAGAGAGGCAUCUUAGAAAGAUUUUGCUUGCUACAUCUGCAAUUAGGCCUAGGGCUGAUGUUGCGUAUUGCCUUCAUGCUCUUGCUCGCCGAUUAGGCAAGACUCGUAAUUGGACGGUUGCAUUGAAAACUUUGAUAGUUGUCCAUAGGCUGUUGAGAGAGGGUGAUCCAACUUUUAGGGAAGAACUUCUUGGUUUCUCACAACGUGGGCGUGUACUGCAACUCUCCAAUUUCAAGGAUGACUCGAGUCCAAUCGCUUGGGAUUGCUCUGGUUGGGUUCGUACUUAUGCACUUUUCUUAGAGGAACGGCUUGAGUGUUUCAGAGUUCUAAAAUAUGAUAUUGAAGCUGAGCGUCUACCAAAACCUGCUGAUGGGCAGGAGAAGGGUUACAGUAGAACCAGGGAUCUGGAUUCAGAGGAACUUUUGGAGCAGUUGCCAGCCUUACAGCAGUUACUCUAUCGUCUUAUUGGAUGCCGGCCAGAAGGUGCUGCUCUUGGAAAUUAUGUGAUACAGUAUGCACUUGCUUUGGUUCUUAAGGAAAGUUUCAAAAUAUAUUGUGCCAUUAAUGAUGGUAUUAUUAAUUUGGUUGAUAAGUUUUUUGAAAUGCCAAGACAUGAAGCUGUGAAAGCCCUUGAAAUCUAUAGAAGAGCUGGCCAGCAGGCUACAAGUCUCUCCGAGUUUUAUGAGGUUUGUAAAGGAUUGGAACUUGCUCGAAACUUCCAGUUUCCUGUUUUGAGAGAGCCACCACAAUCGUUUCUUGCAACCAUGGAUGAGUAUAUCAGAGAGGCACCUAAGAUGGUAGAUUUGCCAGCACAGCAGCUGGAAUUCCCGGAAAGGCUUUUACUGACAUACAAACCUGAGGAAAACUCUCUUUCUGAAGAUGAUAAAUCAACUGUUGAAGAUCCUCAACCAGUGGCUUCAGAUGAUUUGACAUCUAGUGCUGAAGCUGCUCCUGCUACUACUGAAGCUCCUCCACCUGCUAUGAAUAUGGACUCUGGCGAUCUACUGGGGUUGAAUGAUGUUACACCUGAUGCAACAGCCAUUGAGGAAAGUAAUGCGUUGGCGUUGGCCAUAGUGUCAUCAGAUGCUGCUUCAACCUCCAAUUCUGGCACUGCUUCAACCAAUUUCGAUCCAUCUGGCUGGGAACUUGCUUUGGUCACAACUCCAAGCACUGACAUUUCUACUCAUACUGAGAGGCAACUGGCUGGUGGAUUGGAUUCACUCACACUGAAUAGUUUGUACGAUGAAGGAGCUUAUAGAGCCAGCCAGCAGCCUGUUUAUGGUGUACCAUCAGCCCCCAAUCCAUUUGAAGUACAUGAUCCCUUUGCAAUGUCCAACAACAUUGCUCCUCCUGCUGCAGUUCAGAUGAAUUCUAUGACUCAGCAACCGCCACACAAUCCUUUUGGUCCUUAUCAGGCUCCGUAUCAUGCACAGUCGCAGACACCUAUGGGGCUUGGGGCACCAAAUCCUUUUGGUGAUGUAGGUUUUGGACCAUAUGCUGUUGCUCCUGUUAAUCAUCAACAAAAUGCUGCUAAUCCAUUCGGGAAUACAGGACUGCUGUAACCCUGAUUAGAUGCAAUUGGCUUUUGGCACAUAUGAUUUUGGUAAAGUGAGGCUAUCAAAGUGAUGUUAAUAUGUCAUAGAUUUUAGGUAUGAGAUGUCCAUACGAUGAAGGCAUUUCUACACUGGAUCUUCUUAUAGUGUAAACCUAUGAAAAAAGAGAUUCAUUAAUCCUACUGAUCAAGAGUAAUAAUUUUUAUUCUUUCCUAUCAAGAUCCAAAAUAUGAGGAUUGUAUAUUUUUAUUAUAUGGGUUCGUGUGUAAAAAUAUGGUAAAUGUAGGGACUCGCCAUGAAGUGCUUUGUGAGGUGUAAUAUGUAUCACUGAUACUGCUGUACUUGAAAUGUGUUACCGCAUUCGUCUUUGUUCUGAAAUAUGCCUCCUUUUCUGUU
Messenger RNA from Chenopodium quinoa (quinoa), 2424 nucleotides. RefSeq names its product putative clathrin assembly protein At2g01600. The transcript is spliced from 15 exons. The coding region runs from base 337 to 2037 and encodes 566 amino acids. The record is from RefSeq and is a predicted model, not a curated record. Gene Ontology annotation, molecular function: clathrin heavy chain binding; 1-phosphatidylinositol binding; SNARE binding. NCBI's taxonomy places the organism in Eukaryota, Viridiplantae, Streptophyta, Magnoliopsida, Caryophyllales, Amaranthaceae. Gene Ontology annotation, biological process: clathrin-dependent endocytosis; clathrin coat assembly; vesicle budding from membrane. Gene Ontology annotation, cellular component: clathrin-coated vesicle; clathrin-coated pit.